GAGGGUAACGGCCUUUUGUGAAUGAAACCCUAGCGGGAAAAGACCAUCUAGGGUAUUGCUUUUGGCUAUUGCAAUUCUUCUGUUGUUGGGCGGUAGAGAAAGAUGGAUGCCAAUGCUUCUUCCUUCAAGAUAAUAUUAGGAUCAGCCUCAGUUGCGCGCAGAAAAAUACUAGCUGAGAUGGGAUAUGAAUUCACAGUUAUGACUGCAGACAUAGAUGAAAAAGGCAUCCGAAAAGAAAAGCCUGAGGAGUUGGUAAUGGCUAUUGCAGAGGCAAAGGCAGAUGCCAUCAUAUCAAAGCUUCAAACUAUCGAUAAUCGGGAGAAGGAUGCCAAACCAACAAUUUUGGUUGCUGCUGACACAGCAGAAGCCAUCUUACCGAAGCUCCCUGUUGGUCAUUACAAAAUGGAUGCUGAGCCAACACUUUUAAUUACAUCUGACCAAGUGGUGGUCUAUGAAGGUAUGGUCAGGGAAAAACCAUCCAGCAAGGAAGAAGCCCGCCAAUUCAUCAAAGAUUACUCUGGUGGACACGCUGCAACAGUGGGAUCUGUUAUCAUUACAAACCUUAAGACAGGAUUCAGAAAAGGAGGGUGGGAUAAAGUGGAGAUUUAUUUCCAUGAGAUUCCAGAUGAGAUGAUUGACAAACUGAUAGAGGAGGGUACUGUGCUGUACGUUGCUGGUGGACUAAUAAUAGAACACCCUUUGAUACUACCCUUCAUUAAGGAAGUGGUGGGAACAACGGACAGUGUCAUGGGACUUCCCAAAGCGCUCACGGAAAGACUCAUAAAGGAGGCCCUCUAGCUGUCUUAGCUGGUGUCGUCUGCAAGAUAUGUACCUGAUCAGGACACAUUGUUUUCCUCAUGUUAUUUUAGUCUGUCAGAUCAUGCCUCUUCAUACUCUAUUAUUAUUAUUAGUAGUAGUAGUAGUAGAAGAGACUACGAAAUAGGAUAUUUCAACCUCCAUUGAAAGAUGAACUACUGCAAUUUUUAAAUCCAAACUUGAGUUUUGGGUCAAA
Messenger RNA from Vitis riparia (riverbank grape), 1012 nucleotides. RefSeq names its product 7-methyl-GTP pyrophosphatase. The transcript has 10 exons. The coding region runs from base 103 to 798 and encodes 231 amino acids. Gene Ontology annotation, molecular function: nucleoside triphosphate diphosphatase activity. Lineage: Eukaryota; Viridiplantae; Streptophyta; Magnoliopsida; Vitales; Vitaceae. The record is from RefSeq and is a predicted model, not a curated record.